Molecule: messenger RNA, 591 nt
Organism: Balearica regulorum gibbericeps (East African grey crowned-crane)
Lineage: Eukaryota; Metazoa; Chordata; Aves; Gruiformes; Gruidae
Source: RefSeq, a predicted model, not a curated record
AUGCUCAUCUGCCUUCCCCACGGAUGCUCAUCUGCCUUCUCUCCGGCAGCUCUCCUGGUCUACCGGGUCUUCAGGCACGAAGCCAAGCGUUCCACCACGGUGCUGCACGAAGCGCUNNGCGGUAACGGGCUCCUCUCCGCAGGCAUCGUCGCCGUCUUUGAGUCCCACCGGACGAAAGGCAUCCCUGACAUGUACAGCCUGCACAGCUGGUGUGGGAUGGCCGCCUUCGUGCUUUACCUCCUGCAGUGGCUCCUGGGCUGCGGUUUCUUCCUGCUCCCCGGUGCCUCCUCCUCGCUGCGUGGGCGGUACAAACCCCAGCACGUGUUCUUCGGCAUCGCCCUCUUUGCCCUCUCCAUUGCCGCCUGCUUGCUGGGUAUCACCGAGAUGCUCCUCUUCAACAUCAAGGAUUCCUACAGGCACUUUGUGCCCGAGGGUGUCUUGGCCAACACCCUGGGGGUGCUGCUGUUGGCCUUUGGGCUGGUGGUGGGCUACGUGCUGACACGGGACGACUGGAAGCGCCCGCCGUUUUUCUUGGCCAGGGAUUACAAUACCCUGGCAGAGGGUGAGCCCCCCGAUGGCGGCAGCCAGUGA